Molecule: messenger RNA, 2760 nt
Organism: Ipomoea nil (Japanese morning glory)
Lineage: Eukaryota; Viridiplantae; Streptophyta; Magnoliopsida; Solanales; Convolvulaceae
Exons: 7
Coding region: 1-2760 (919 amino acids)
Source: RefSeq, a predicted model, not a curated record
AUGGCGCACCUCGGUUCUGAUGGCGGUUCUGUUGGAAGUUCUGAACGGACUGUUUCUGAGGCUGCGCUUGUGGCACCCCUGCAGUCCGGGGUGUCGUUUUCUUCGGCUCAUCACUUCGUUUCCAUCAAAUUGACAUCCCGAUUAUUGGGUUUUGUCGAUGGAACGUCUGUGUGUCCCCCGUUUACUGCGAUUACGGUACCUUCUGCCGAGGAGGCUGCUGCUGCCGUGUCUUUGUCGGCCGUAUCGUCCGCCGCUCGAAGUGCAUGGCUUCGUCAAGAUAAGGUCGUGCUCUCCUUGUUGAUCUCGUCCUUGUCCGACGAGAUGAUGCAUCUUGCCAUCGGUAAAACCUCCUCUCGGCAUUUGUGGGUGGCGAUCGAACAGGUUCUUGGUUCGACGACUCGGGCCCGUGCUCUUCGGUUGGUGGGCGAACUGCAAGGAUUGCGGCAGGGGGAUGCUUCGAUCCCGGAUUAUCUUGGGCGUGCUCAGGUGCUUAUUGAGGAUUUGGCACUUGCCAGCCGUCCGGUGACACUCGAAGAUCAGAAUAUGUAUAUAUUCCGAGGCUUGCGGUCCGAAUAUCGCCCUUUGGUGGCGUCGCUGACGAGGGGUGCUCCGGUGUCUUUACCCGAGUUAUCCGAUUUUCUUGUUUCGCAGGCCUUUAUAUGUGCUGAUGAUGGUGGUGACGUUGCUGCUGCUCCGGUCGCCAUGGCGGCUCAGCGAGGUGGAGGUCGCUCGGGCGGGCAGCAGCGUGGCGGCGGCAAUCGAGGCCGAGGUCGUGGCAAGGGCCGAGGCCGCGGUCGAGGUGGCGCCGGGGCUGUCCAGUGCCAGAUCUGCUCCGGCGAAGGCCACUCGGCCGCUUCGUGCUAUCGUCGUUAUGAUGGCGCUCUGGGGUCGCGGGCACAUGUUGCAUAUUCUGUUGAUGAUUCGGCUUCGGUUAAUCCUCAACAGUGGUUUCCUGACACUGGUGCGUCGAAUCAUGCCACUCUGGAUCCGUCUUUAAUGUCCUCGGCGGUUCCUUAUAAUGGUCCGGAUCAUCUUCGUGUUGGUGACGGUAAGUGUUUACCUAUUGUUAGUACUGGUUCAUCUUCGUUAGCCGCAUCUAAAACACUGUUUCGAUUGUCUGAUGUUCUUCAUGUUCCUGGGCUUUCUGCGUCUUUAUUGUCUGUGCAACGGAUCGUUCAACCAGGGAAGUUCUAUAUAAAUGGCCGGCUUCGGGGGGUCUCUAUUCUUGGCCUGUCUCUCGUUCAAGUCCCGCUGCGUUUGUGGCCUCUCGAGUCUCCUCUGACGUGUGGCAUAGCCGGUUGGGUCUCUAGCUCUCGCCCGAUUGAGCCAUGGGGUGUUGGCGCCAUUCAGGUUGGCGCGAGCUCCGGUGUUUGUUCUACUGGGCCGGAUCCUCGUCUGGAGAUGGACACGGAUUCCGGGGCUGCUGGUAAUGCUUCUGAUUCCCGCACCGAGACUGUCGUGGCUCCAGAUGUGGCAAUAUCGGGUGCUCCUAAGGCGCCCAAGCGAAGUCGGCGCACGGUAAAACCGGUUCCACCUCGGUCUCAUGUUAUGGCGACUCGUUCUUUGGGGCCGACGCAGCAUGUGGCUCUUAUGACUGUUUCUGAGCCGACCUGUUAUUCUCAGGCAGUUCGGACGAAGCGCAAGGCUGAUGGCACGAUUGAGCUGCACAAGGCUCGGUUGGUGGCUAAGGGGUUCAAUCAAGUCGCAGGACAGGACUUUUUUGAGACCUUCAGUCCUGUUGUAAAACCCACAACCGUGCGGCUUCUUCUCUCCUUGGCUGUCUCUCGCGGUUGGGUAAUUCGGCAGUUGGAUGUUCACAACGCCAUUUUGAAUGGUAAUCUUGCAGAGACAGUCUACAUGCGACAGCCGCCUGGCUAUGAGGACUCGUCACGACCGGAUGAUGUAUGCUUAUUACAGAGGUUACAUGCUUUCUUGGUGUCGGUUGGUUUUUCACCUUCAAAGACUGAUGUCUCUUUAUUCAUAUACACUCGUGACUCUGUAUCUUUAUAUGUGCUUGUUUAUGUGGAUGAUAUCCUUGUUAUGGGAUCUGAUGCUUCGCGUGUUACUCGGCUUCUGACUGACUUAGCCUUGGAGUUCAAGAUUCGUGACAUGGGUGCUCCGUCCUUUUUUCUGGGCAUUGAGACGGUCUCUCGUGGUGAUGGUUUGUUUCUUUCUCAGCAGCGAUACAUGCGAGAUAUCUUGAGCCGUGCAGGUAUGGUGGACUGCAAGCCGUUGGCUACUCCGGUGCCUGUGACUCGACCCGUUUCUGAAUCGGUGGUUCCUUAUGCCGAUCCCACGCAGUAUCGCAGUCUUGCUGGGGCUCUGCAGUAUCUUACUGUCACUCGCCCGGAUUUAUCUUUUGCUGUGAAUCGGGUCUGUCAGCAUAUGCACUCCCUGACUACUGAGCAUUGGGCAAUGCUCAAACGUGUUCUGCGGUACGUUAAAGGCACUUUGCAUUUUGGUCUGUUUAUUCGCCCAUCCUCCUCUGUUGCAGUGCAUGCUUUUUCGGAUUCGGACUGGGCUGGGGACCCCGCUGACAGAAAGUCUACUAGUGGCUCUGCGGUUUUUCUUGGUGACAAUCUGAUCUCUUGGUCUUGCCGGAAGCAACGUACGGUUGCUCGUUCGUCUACAGAGGCCGAGUACAAGGCACUAGCUGACGUGUCUGCUGAGGUUACCUGGUUGGUUUCUCUAUUGCAUGAACUUCGAUUGUCGUUGGCAACUCCUCCCACUCUCUGUGGCAAAGAAAGAGUUGCAGGUUAG